AUGGACGCAGAGAAUCUUGUUGAAUCACAGCCAGUAACGUUAGUGGAGCUCUUGAACAAUACUCUCAUCUGGCGCCAGACGGCUCCCUACCUUUCGGCCGCAAGUGUUUUGGCACUGUCUGCUACGGCACGUGCUUUUCGACAUACCAUUUGCGAUUCACCAGAGACCUUUCGCCAUCUAAAUCUCGGCUUGGUCAGAUCGGCUACUCUAGCUGACACCAGCCCUAUCGACAGUGGUGGCAAAUCAUGGCGUGCCGAGCGCAUGGACGAGUCUUUGACAGAGGAUGACUUCUUCUCCGGCCCGUUGCGAGGUAUCUUCUCGAAGCUCGAACGUCAACACUUGCUUCAGAAUGUCAAAACACUGAUCCUGGAUGGUCUCAGCGUACCUGCGGAGCUCGUUCGGGAGAUUGUUCUGGAAGACCGCUUCAAUGUCAAGAUCCUCAGCAUCCGCGACGUCACUAACAUGAAUCAAAGAGGCCUACAGUCAGUCCUACGCUACGUCGUAAGGCCUUCUGCUUCAAGGGCGCCUAAGCUAAAGGGCCUCUAUCUUUUUGGUCGUAAAGACACGUCAGCAACACUCAUACACAGAGCCGAGGCCUUGCCUACAGGUCGUGUAUCAACUGGCGUCAUGUCGUCGGAGGGUGCUCAGAUCGGUGCAGAGUGGAACUCGCGAUCCGAGAUGGCGCUCUCUGCGUCGCUGGGUCUGAAGCAACCGCUGGAUGACUGGUGGAGGACCAAAGGUAGGAUUUGGAGUAACGAAGGCAACGCCAAUCGUCCUCCUUCGAGUGAUUGGGCUGAUAUAGUAUCUGCAUGUCAAGGCAUCAUAGCCUUUGAUGCAGUCCUCUGUCGCGGUCCGAGGCAUGAUCCUAGUAAGACCACGCCAGACCGGCUACUACGGCCUGCCAUCGCAAACAUCGCUCUUGGUUCAAGAGGCUGCGAAUCGUGCGGUUCUUGUCCCGAACAACCAGCGGUCUUCAACCGAGACGCAGACUCCAGUUUCCCUCUACUGUCACCUCCGCCGCUGCAUGCCAGUACGGUUAGAGCGGCACAGAGACCCAUUGUACAGGAUGCUGACUUGCCACUUUUGAUUCUUCGGUGCUUUGACUGUCUUCGCGAGCGCUGGUGUGAAAAAUGUAACAAGUGGUGGUGUGAGGAUUGUUAUCAAGAGCCAGUCUCACGAGCGAAGCGACAACAUCCCAACUCGCCCGAGAACGGCUUACAGGAUGCUGAUGGAUGGGCUUUGGAAGCUUUGAGCGCGAAUGCUCCUGUAAAGGUAUACUCUAAUCUUUGCAUCGAAACCUGCCUUGUUGGCGAGAUGUUGCCCGUGGCCGAUGGCAUGUGGGGAUGA
Aureobasidium namibiae CBS 147.97 is the source of this 1347-nucleotide messenger RNA. RefSeq lists its product as uncharacterized. The transcript is spliced from 2 exons. Lineage: Eukaryota; Fungi; Ascomycota; Dothideomycetes; Dothideales; Saccotheciaceae. The coding region runs from base 1 to 1347 and encodes 448 amino acids. The record is from RefSeq and is a predicted model, not a curated record.